AUGCUAGUCCUCGACAGAGCACACUUUCAAAAGCAAGUCACACUAGCAGCUGCCAAAGUGACGCCACAGCAGAUUCCUCACCUUCGCAAAGCCUGUGCGCAAGACUUGCUCAAGCAGCCGAGAAUCCGUGUCAUUUACAACUCUGCUGGAGACAAGCUCAUUGCAUUGCGGCCAGAAGUCAAAGUGGAAGACACAUCCGCAUUGCAUGCUUCAUCUCGAGCCUUCAUUGAGCUGCAUGCUAUUCCUCUCGUGCGGCAUACAAUCAAUUUGGAUUACAAAUACUGGAAUGCCGAUGAAAUACUCGGAUGCAUCUUGCCUGAAGAGCUACUGAAGGACACACCUUCUGGCUUCACCAUGGUAGGCCAUAUCGCGCACAUGAAUCUCAGAGAUGCCUACCUACCCUACAAGCACAUAAUUGGCCAGCUUGUUUUGGACAAGAACUCUGCAGCACGGACUGUCGUCAACAAGCUCGAUACCAUCGACUCGCAAUAUCGCAACUUCGAGAUGGAAGUCUUGGCAGGCGACAAGGAUCUUAUUGCAACGCAGCACGAAAGCGGCUGUGUCUUCAAAUUUGACUUUUCAAAGGUCUACUGGAAUUCGCGGCUUCACACUGAGCAUGCUAGAUUGGUCGAUAUGUUCAAGCCGGGUGAAGCCGUGUGCGAUGUCAUGGCAGGUGUUGGGCCUUUUGCCAUUCCUGCUGGAAAGAAGCGAGUCUUGUGCUAUGCAAAUGAUCUGAAUCCCGCUUCUUAUGCGUCACUGGUUGAGAAUAUUGAGCUCAACAAGGUAGAUGACUUUGUCGUGGCGAGCAACAUGGACGGGCGGGCAUACGUCAAAGAGGCCAGCAAAGCUCUGGCGAAGAGACAUGAAGCAGGGGAGACCAUUUCCAUGACAACCAAGCCUUCUAGGAAACGCGUCAAACUUACAGCGUCCGCUGAACCAGAGGCACUGGUGGUGCCCAGGUAUUUCUUCCACUUUGUCAUGAACCUGCCAGCCACGGCUAUCGAGUUUUUGGAUGCCUUCAGGGGACUGUACAACGGUCAUUCGACGGAUAUGGUACUGCCAACGAUUCAUGUUCACUGUUUUACCAAGUAUGAGGGCGCAGAGGGGCGUGCUGACAUGACAAAGCGCAUCUCAGAUGCCUUGGGUCAGUCUGUAUCUGAAGAAGUCAUCUCUUUUCAUGAGGUCAGACGCGUCGCACCUAACAAGGACAUGUAUUGCUGCUCUUUCCAACUCCCAGCCUCUGUAGCGUUCAGCAACUGA
This is a messenger RNA of Protomyces lactucae-debilis, 1260 nucleotides long. Its product is annotated as tRNA methyltransferase Trm5. The transcript has a single exon. Gene Ontology annotation, cellular component: mitochondrial matrix; cytoplasm. Lineage: Eukaryota; Fungi; Ascomycota; Taphrinomycetes; Taphrinales; Protomycetaceae. The record is from RefSeq and is a predicted model, not a curated record. The coding region runs from base 1 to 1260 and encodes 419 amino acids. Gene Ontology annotation, biological process: tRNA N1-guanine methylation; mitochondrial tRNA methylation.